This is a messenger RNA of Aegilops tauschii subsp. strangulata, 2149 nucleotides long. Its product is annotated as serine/threonine protein phosphatase 2A 57 kDa regulatory subunit B' kappa isoform. Gene Ontology annotation, biological process: signal transduction. The record is from RefSeq and is a predicted model, not a curated record. Gene Ontology annotation, cellular component: protein phosphatase type 2A complex. Gene Ontology annotation, molecular function: protein phosphatase regulator activity. Lineage: Eukaryota; Viridiplantae; Streptophyta; Magnoliopsida; Poales; Poaceae.
UAUAUGAAUGACGAGGACGUCCGUAUUAACAAAACAGUCCGCGCAGGAAGCGAACAAGCGACGCCUUCCCUUCCUGUCUGCUCCCCCACCUCACUCCCCCUCCUCUCCUCUCCUCUCCUCUUCCCGAGAAGAAGCAGCGGACCACGCACAGAUUUCGAUCCGCUUCUCCAAGCAUCCUCACGAGCUCCCGACCGAGCUCGCCGCCGCGUCUCGGCGCACGGAUCCGGAGGGCCCGAGGGCGGAGGCCCCAGAUCCGGUGCUCUUCUGGUGGGCUUUCGCUGCGUUUUGCUGCGCGCUGUGAGGCUCUGCUGUGCCAUGGUGGCGCCGGCGUGAGGGGGCUCCUGGGCGGGCGCGACCAAGAUGUGGAAGCAGUUCCUCAGCAAGCUGCCGCGGACCAAGUCUACGGGCGGCGGCGGCGGCGGCAACUCGGGCCAGUGCAGCGGCGGCGGCAAUGGCAACCCGAUACAGCGCACCAGCAGCGUGCCGGCGGGCGGGGGCGGCCGCUCCGCCUCCACCAUCAAGCGCAUGUCCUCGGCGGUCUUCCCCUCCAGCGUCGUGGCCGGGAUCGAGCCGCUCGUCGCCUUCAAGGACGUGCCCAGCUCCGAGCGCCACAACCUGUUCGUCAGCAAGCUCGGACUCUGCUGCGCCGUCUUCGACUUCUCCGACCCGGCCAAGAGCUCCGCCGAGAAGGACAUCAAGCGGCAGACGCUGCUGGAUCUCAUCGACUUCGUCGACUCCACCAGCGCCCGCUACCCGGAGGCCGUCAUCGCCGCAUGCUCCAGGAUGCUCGCCGUCAACCUCUUCCGGGUGUUCCCCCCGAGCUACAGGUCCGGUGCUGGCUCGUCAUCCGGCGGCGGCGGCGAGGGCGACGAGGACGAGCCGAUGUUCGACCCCGCGUGGUGCCAUCUGCAGCUCGUGUACGAGCUGCUGCUCAAGUUCAUCGGGUCCAACUCCCUGGAUGCCAAGAUAGGGAAGAAGUACUUCGACCACUCCUUCAUCGUCAGGCUGCUCAACCUCCUCGACUCCGAGGACCCCAGGGAGCGAGACUCCCUCAAGACCAUCCUCCACAGGAUCUACGGCAAGUUCAUGGUGCACCGGCCGUUCAUCCGCAAGGCGGUGAGCAACAUAUUCUACCACUUCGUGUUCGAGACCCAGCGGCACAACGGGAUCGCCGAGCUGCUCGAGGUGUUCGGCAGCGUCAUCAGUGGCUUUGCAUUGCCUCUCAAGGAAGAACACAAGAUCUUUCUCUGGAGAGUUCUGAUUCCUCUGCACAAGCCGAAGUCAGUUGGGGUGUAUCUCCAGCAGUUGACAUACUGCGUGACACAGUUUCUAGAAAAGGACCCCAAGCUUGCCGGAUCGAUAAUCAUUGGUCUGCUGAGAUAUUGGCCUGUGACAAAUAGCCAGAAGGAGGUGAUGUUCCUGAGUGAGAUCGAGGAGAUCCUGGAGGCUACCAGCAUGGUGGAGUUCCAGAAAUGUAUGGUUCCGUUGUUUCGGCGGAUAGCUCAUUGCAUCAACAGUUCCCACUUCCAGGUUGCUGAAAGAGCACUCUUCAUGUGGAACAAUGAUCACAUCAUCAGCCUGGUGGCCCAAAACCGCCAAGUGAUCAUGCCCAUCAUCGUUCCAGCGCUAGAACAGAACGGCCAGAACCACUGGAACCACGCGGUCCUGAACCUGACCGCCAACGUGAUGAAGAUGUUCUCCGAGAUGGACGAGGAACUAUUCUCGGCGUGCCUAACAAAGUGCAAGGAGGACGAGGAAAACCAGGCGUCGAUGGAGGAGAAGCGGAGGCUGAAGUGGGCGAAACUAGAGUCCGCCGCAGCUCUCCAGCCAGUGACCGGCCACACCGCCGUCCUGGUAGGGUAGGUCGCCAACCGUCGGCGAUAAUCUUGUCGCCGCCACCAUCGUUUAGCGUGUGUUUGGUCGGUGGAGGUGCAUGCCAAUGGUGUUCUUCCCCUGUUCGGUGAAGCGCGCCCAAGUGAUGAUCGACUCCAGGGCUCGUCGUUUUGCUUUUCUUCUGUACGUUGUAACUAUGCCCACUAUGUCUAUGCUCUAGAGGCAAAAUGUAGCUGUUGAGAGCGAGCGCCUUGUGCUGAGACUCAUUACCUGUAACUUUUGCCUGUUUAUUUAUGAAUAUUAUCCUAGAGCUUAA